GGCGCGUUCUCGCGCACAGAAUUCCCGGCUCAUUUCAGCGCGCGCUCGAGCAGACACGGGAACGGCGCUCGACGGAUUAGCACAGAAAUCACAGGCAAAACAUCUUUACGGGGGUUAAACUGACGAGGACGAGCAACGGAACCGGUUACAAAUAUAAUGAUGAAUGGUCUUUGAAUGUAUCCCAAUGUCCCAGCCUGGAUGGACGAGUGAAGCAUUGAAGUAAAGCGGAUUUAUUAGUUGACAUGAGUUUGGGAGACGCUGCGGUCAGAACUCCUGCAGGAAGGAGAAUGAAGGCCAGAGCCCCCCCUCCACCUCGACCCCCUCAGCCCGCUCCUCGAAAGGUCUAUCGUAAUGCUGUGCCUGAUGGAGGAGGAUCUUCUGUUGGAGACAGCAAGGAAAACAUUCUUCAGUCCAGCGUGGAUCUCCACAUCACUCUGCCUACAGGGUACCAGACCACCAUCAUUGUGGACGGCAGAAAAGCUCUGAUGGAUCUUUUGGUGGAUCUUUGCAGUCAGUACCAUUUAAAUCCAUCAUAUCACACCCUAGAGCUGCUGUCAUCCGAUGCUCAACCUGUCAGCUUUAAGCCCAACGCCCUGCUUGGUGCCCUGGACGUCUCCUGCGCCCUGAUCAAAGAACGAGUCUUUGAGGACAAAGUGAUACGGAAACCUGCACCCAAAGUGCCAGAGAAAACUGUUCGUGUGGUGGUGAACUAUCAUCGCAAUCAGAAGGCUGUGGUUCGAGUAAAUCCAUUGGUCCCCCUGCGUACCCUGGUGCCUGUGAUCUGUCAGAAGUGCGAUUUUGAUCCGGCCUGCGUGCUGCUGCUCAGAGACAAUAUCAGCAACCACCAGCUGGACUUGGACAAAUCCUUGAGUGAUCUGGAAAUCAAGGAACUCUAUGUCCUGGACCAGACACUAGUUCUCCGGCCUAAAAUGGCUUUGACACCUGGCCUGAGCUAUUCAGCAGAUUCUCUUCACUCCAGUCAGAGUCUGAGCGGCUCAGACAAGAAGGGACUACUGGGAUUUCUGAGAUUUAAUCGCAGGAAAUCAAAGACUGGAGAUCAGUCCUCUGAGGACAUGGACAGUCUUGAUGGUGAGAGUGUUGUUGACAAUGCAGAUACUAAUAUGAAUGGUGUGUCAUCAGUGGCAAGCGCCCCAUGUAUAGAGACCCGUCCCAGCACUUUGGGUCAGUCUCAGUCUGUGAUGAACAUCUCCAGGAUGUCCCCAAAAGUGGAAUUAAAGAAACGCCAGGCUCCAGCACCCCCGCCAGCACCCACACAGAUGAUGACAUCACAGUUAAAGAAGCGCAAGGCUCCAGCACCACCGCCCACCCCGACCCCCAGUACACCUGAGCCAGAUUGCUCGACGCUAUUGUAUGCUGCGCCCAUGCAGGCCCCCAGGAUCCCUGUGCCGGCAGAAAGGACCCUGGUGGCAGUCACCACACCUUCGGCCGACGACUCCGUGUCUGAUCUGAGUCACAGUAUUGAGGAUUCAGAACCGGCCGGGUCCAUCUGCAGUAGCUCCAGUGGUGAUGAUGCAGCUGCAGGUUCCAGCUGCAGCAGUCUGGCAGAGGAACCUGUGGCACAUCGGGUUCAGGUGAUAGCUGAGUACACCCCAUCUAAACCACAGGCUGAACCUGUACCUAAACACAAAGAAGAACCAUCACCCAAAAUCACGAGACAGGAGGAACCAGGUCCCAGUCCCACACUGGAAGAGACGGAUUCAGUGAGGGAGCAAAAACUGGAGGAGAUAGAGAAUAACCGCAACAGUGGAAUAGCCUGGUUGCAUUCAGCUCAUAAGUCUGAGUCAGAGAGGGCAAAAGAUCAGGAAGUGGAAACGGUGUCUGUGGGAAGCUGUGAGAGCUUUGCCGACCAAGGCUACGCAGCGUCUGAGGGCAUGGCUGAAGAGCCAAAUCUGGUUUCUCCCUCUGAAACGAUCCAGUCCGCAUCACCUGUGGGCAUCAUCUCCCUCAAUGGUGGCUCAGAUGUGCCUGUAAAGCAGUCUAAAGACUCUUCCAGUGAUAGUGAUGAAGGCUGUGCCACCUGGGGCUCCAGACACAGUACUGGGAAUAUACAGCGAGGACAUCAGCCAAUCAAGAGACAGAACAGUUAUGAGGAGGAUCCAGAGAUCACAGCUCAGAUUCACCUGACUUUAGCCGCUUUAGAUGCAAAUCUAGCUGACAUGAAUCAGUCAGAUGGAGGAUCUAUGUUUGUGAAUGAUGAAAUCCCAGUGUCUGUUGUCGACAUGGACAUUCCAGUUACAACUAUCGAUGAAGUUCCUACUGACGACACAUCCAGCAAGAAGGAGCGUUUGGUGACAGCAUCGGCCAGCACUUCAAACAUUACCAAACAAUCACGCACACUAUAUGAGGCUAUUCAAAACAAAAACAACAAUGCCAGUCUGACAGCGAAGAAAGUGAGUCAAUCUUCAGGCAUUCAGAAGCAGUUACAAGAUCCUAAGCUUAUGAAAAACACGAGUCCGUCUCCAGACAACCAGAAGCAGUUGCAAGAGCCGAAGCCCAGUGACAGUAAGGAACAGAAGUUUGUCUUGAACCAUGACACUAAGGGUAAAGCUAAAACUGAAGGACUAAAUGGUCAGAAUAACACUGUAUCGCAAAAGCCUCAAAGUCCAGUUGUGCGUCCUACUGUUCAAAGCAUUCAGAAGGUUCCUGAUGACAAACUUAAAUCCUUACCUGUGGUCCGAAAGCUUAGCACAGAGAGGAUGCCUGUUAACGCAGCAAUGCACGGUAAGAUCACCCAGAGCUCGGUCUCACGGUUUGGAAUGAAAACUUUUGUAGUAGUCCCUCCCAAACCGACUGUGUCCCAGACUCAAAAGCCUGCAGGUUCUCUAGUCGUGGGUGCCAUUAAGAUCGACGAACAAGGAAACAUGGUUACACGGAGACAGAUUAACACCGCCCCAGAGAAACACGGCAGCCAUGAAGAGGUCACUAAUGUGAAGAGAGAAUCCUCCCCAGGACAAGCCAAAGCUUUCUGGAACUUGGCAGAGAAACAAGACCAAUCAACGAUGGCCAAACAAGGACCCACGGUAAAGAACAGAGAUACUGAUGGGAUCAAGCCCUCGUCUGUAUCAGCACCCUUUAAAAUUUCAGAGAAAUCACACUUUGAGGAAACAUCCAAAGAGGUGAUUAUAUUAGAAAGGAAAUCCACACCUGUGGUGGCAAAUAAGCCUUCAUUUCCUGUGGAAAAUCCAGGUGAAGGUCGAGAUCUCUCUUUUUUGAAACCUUCCAGAAGAACAUCCAGCCAGUAUGUAGCUUCUGCCAUUGCUAAAAACCAUAGCAUUCCCAGUGCUAAAAUUCAUACCAUUCAGGAGCCACACGAGUCUGUGGGUAGGGUUCAAAAACUACCUUUCAAUCAAACAUUCAAGAAUGAGAGUAUACCUACUAACACACCUUCGGUGGGUUUUUACAAACCUGCAACCACCUUAAAACCAACAGAACGUUCAACAGGACCUAAACGCUCGCAAAGUUACCCCAGUUAUGUUGCGGAAAAGGUGGUGAUUUCGGAAAACUUCAGCAGUGUUGAAGAAGAAACUUUUCUUGGAGUAGACAAAACCAAAUCAUUGGACUUACAUUCUACAAAUAAAGUCCAGUCUUUAACUCAAAAAUCUGCCCACAUUAAACCCAUUAAAUCCUUCUCUGAAGAAGCAACAUCCAUCAGCAGGUUUCCAGACACCUCCUUUCCUCGACAGAUGCCAACAGACUCCACACGUCCACCGCUAGGGAAUAAGUUGGAAGUACACAAAUCUGAGCUUUCGUCAGAACCCACCCCGGGUAACAUGUUCGGAUCAGUAAAGAAGUUUAAACCUGUUAUUUUCAAGCCUGUCCAGAAGGAUGUUUCUCUUCAUGGUUCACUAAUGGAGGCCAUUCAGUCUGGAGAGGGGAUUGAACGCCUUAAAAAGGUAUCUCCUUCUAGCAAUAGCACUAUUAAGAAGCCUUCCUUUGGUGAUGCAGAGAAUGAGCGCUCAGCCCUUCUGUCUGCAAUAAGAGCUUCUACCAACACUUCCAGACUGAAGAAGACCAAAUCUGAAGCGGCUAAGGAGCUGGAGCAGUUCAGGACGACUGAGGAGGACAGAAACAUCCAGAGAGAUAAUAUCUCACCUCCUCCCAUCUCUCCUCCUGCAUUUGUGCCACCCCCACCUCCAGCCUUUUGUCCUCCCCCACCUCCAACCAAGCCGCCUCUGGCGUUGCCUGCCGGGGGGAACCCAGAGGCGACCCGUGAGGCUCUUCUGGAGGCCAUUCGCUCUGGCUCAGGAGCCCAGGGUUUGAGGAAGGUCCCUGUAACACAGACAAGGAGGAAAGUAAACGGAAAGCUUGGCACUGUUCAGGCAACAUCGGCACUUUCUCACGGACACUAGAAACUUUCGCUGGAUCACCGUUUGGGUUUCCAGGAACCCAGAGCCAAAUCUGGUGUUGUAUCAUUUAUGCUAAUGCUGUUGCAGAUAAUGCUUACACAGCCUUCUUUAUUUAAAGUGAUGUGCUGCUUUAAAUCCGUGCCAAUAAUUAUUUGCUUAGUUUUGGGCACUUUAUGUUCUGCUACUUGCAUUCUGAUGAUGAUAUUGCAAUAUUGCUUGGCACUCGAUAUUGCUUUUUUCCUGCAUGUCUGCCUGACUACUACUGUAUAUCUUUAUCAGUAUUUUACCUGAAUAUAUUAUGCAGGUAUUUUCUGUUGUAUCACAGUAUAAGGUGGUGUGCUGCACAAUUCAAUCCACCUGCCAAUCACGAGGAUCUUUGGCAAGGUGCUGGUGUUUUUUUAAGCUACAGUAGAUGGUUAGUGUCACAGUUCAAGGUUUGUUAUAAUGUUAUUUUUCUUUAGGCUUUUCAUCCCAAUGCUUUCAGAAUGAGCAUAUGCUAAUCCACUUGUAAUAAUAAAUAGUAGACUGUAAACUACAGACAGUAGAUGAUGAUUUAAAUAGGUUAGGCAUUACAGAUACAUAUGCCAUAUGUUUAAAUACUUUCAAAUCAUUCUGUAAGACAUUACUGUAUUUUGAAAAACGUUUUUUUUGCCUUAUAGAUGGUGUAUGAUAUGAUUCAACAUCAUUAAAAUGUAAUCAAUGCCUAUUCAGUAAGCUGCUGAAGCUGUUAUGUGCUUCAGCUUUACUUUAUGCCAUUGGAGAAUCGUACACUACAACGCAGUAAAUUGUUUAAUAUAUUUACACAGGUUGUAAAUCUUUUUGUUGUUGUUAUUUACUAUUUAGACUAUAUGAGAGAUCUUUAUGGUUGUAAUAUUGAAUUUAUUACAUGUGUAAACAAAAGCUGAAAGUUGUAUAUUUUUUAAAAGUUUACUUUAAACUAAUAUAAUGUUCACUAUACUGUCACACUAUAGCGAGAGAUUUUUUAUGAUUUUGUAAUGUAAAAAUUCAAAGUUGUUUUUGCUUU
Paramisgurnus dabryanus is the source of this 5391-nucleotide messenger RNA. RefSeq names its product cordon-bleu WH2 repeat protein (gene cobl). NCBI's taxonomy places the organism in Eukaryota, Metazoa, Chordata, Actinopteri, Cypriniformes, Cobitidae. Gene Ontology annotation, cellular component: plasma membrane; axonal growth cone; ruffle. The record is from RefSeq and is a predicted model, not a curated record. Gene Ontology annotation, molecular function: actin monomer binding. Gene Ontology annotation, biological process: actin filament polymerization; actin filament network formation.